CCACAAAUGCACGCUCGACAAAAACUUUACUUCUUGCUGAAAUUGCCGAGCUUAUAUUUCCCAAUUAUGACCUUGGGGAAGAAAGUCUUUAUGCCGAACAUGGCUUAAAAGACAAAAAAAGAACUUACCGCUUCUAUUUAAAUCUUUAUGACUACCAACAAAAACCCGCUCUACUAAUCGGUAACCAUAAAUUAGAUGCCACUACUGGUCAGCACUUAGCUCGCAAUCAACAUAUCUUCCGUCACUUCAAUUAUCAAACUCAACAAACCACUUACUUCUACCGCACUAAUGAACAACUA
Molecule: messenger RNA, 299 nt
Organism: Ambispora gerdemannii
Lineage: Eukaryota; Fungi; Glomeromycota; Glomeromycetes; Archaeosporales; Ambisporaceae
Source: the annotation of a GenBank genome assembly